AUGAGAUUAAAUAAGCAUAAACUGGAACAACUCAAGGCAAAAUCCAAUCUAAAUAAGAAACAAUGUGACUAUUUAAAUGAACAGAUUCAAUUAGGUAAUAUAUGCCUUGAUAAUUUGGUAUUAACGAAUAUGGAAAGUUUCAAAAUAAAUUUACAAGGAGUAGAAGAAGUGAUCCACUUUUGUAUAUUAACUAGAAAAGAUGUUGAUGAAAAGUUUUUAUUAGAUAUAUUAGAGCUAACACGUAGAAAUAUGAAGGAUCUAUAUGAUAAUAAUCCAUGGGGGGAAGAUUGGAAAGGUGGAUGGAAUGAUGAACUUAAACUUAAUGAACUGAGUCAUAAGAUGUGUUACUACAUUGUAGCAUAUACCAAGGAUAGUUUAAAUAAGAUAUUGUAUGAUAAUGAAGGCACAUACAUACAAUCUAGUGAUUCUUUAUGUAAUCAUAGAUAUGGUCAGUUGGACAGCCCUAUGAGUUUCCGAAAUAUUCUUGGUUUUCUUUCUUUUAAGAUUGAGUUAGAAUAUAGUAUAAAUAUCUGUACAAAAUAUUUAGUUGGCUAUAUGUAUGAAUUACAAGUUUUAGUGAAGGGGAAAGGUAUUGGUAAACACCUUGUUGAUAUAUUUUAUUCUUUAUGCAAGGCUUUAAAGUUGGAGAAGCUGAUGUGCACAGUUUUAAAUUGCAAUAUCAAAGCUAUUGAAUUUUAUAAAAGAUGUCAAUUUACUAUUGACGAGAUAUCUCCUAAAAAUAAACCAUAUAGCAUUUUGUCUAGAAUAGCAAUUGAAUAG
This is a messenger RNA of Cryptosporidium muris RN66, 780 nucleotides long. RefSeq names its product acetyltransferase, GNAT family protein. Gene Ontology annotation, molecular function: histone H2A acetyltransferase activity; histone H4 acetyltransferase activity; protein N-terminal-serine acetyltransferase activity. NCBI's taxonomy places the organism in Eukaryota, Apicomplexa, Conoidasida, Eucoccidiorida, Cryptosporidiidae. The transcript has a single exon. Gene Ontology annotation, cellular component: nucleus. The coding region runs from base 1 to 780 and encodes 259 amino acids. The record is from RefSeq and is a predicted model, not a curated record.